Molecule: messenger RNA, 1251 nt
Organism: Taeniopygia guttata (zebra finch)
Lineage: Eukaryota; Metazoa; Chordata; Aves; Passeriformes; Estrildidae
Gene: ID3
Product: inhibitor of DNA binding 3
Biological process (GO): negative regulation of transcription by RNA polymerase II; circadian regulation of gene expression; cell differentiation
Cellular component (GO): cytoplasm; nucleus
Molecular function (GO): transcription regulator activity; protein dimerization activity
Source: RefSeq, a predicted model, not a curated record
UGGGCGCGGUCAAGUGGCGCUGCCUAGAUAAAGGCGGCGCGUGUGCUUCCCCCUCGUUCCCAAACCCUCUCCGGUCUGCUAGCCAAGUACAGAAGUUUGGGGUCCAGAGGGUGCGAGUUAAAGCUCUCAGAGCUGCCCUCUUUGGCGGUCUGGUGCUCAGAGGUCCCAGCCAAACCCCCGCUGCCGCGACAGCCCCUGAGGCUCCUAGGCAUCCCCCCGUCCUGCAUCCCCAGAGCUGCUCUGAGCCCACCAUGAAAGCCAUCAGCCCGGUGCGCUCCGUCCGGAGCUGCUACGAGGCCGUUUGCUGCCUCUCGGAGCAGAGUUUAGCCAUCGCCCGGGGCAGCCACAACAAGAGCCCGGCCUUGGAAGAGCCCAUGAACUUGCUCUACGAUAUGAACGACUGCUAUUCCAAAUUGCGGGAGCUGGUGCCGGGCAUCCCUCAAGGCACCAAGGUGAGCCAGGUGGAGAUCCUGCAGCACGUCAUAGACUACAUCUUCGACCUCCAGAUCGUGCUGGAGGAGGGGUCCAAGGGCCGCGAUCCCUCCUCCGAGGCCACCCUACUUUCCCUUAAGGCGGCUGAACUCGCCUCAGAACUCCGCACCAAAGACGAGAGAAGUUUGUGUCACUAACGCCACCUCCACCAGCAAACAGAGCAGCGAGCGUCGGUUCCUGGUUCGUUAUCAGCCGGAGGUAAAUAGCAGCUUCCUCCGUGGCGCCGGGCUGUCUGCGACCUGCGGGCCCGCAUCGCCUCCCCCGGGCCCGCAUCGCCUCCCCCGGGCCCCGCAUCGCCUCCCCCGGGCCCCGCAUCGCCUCCCCCGGGCCCCGCAUCGCCUCCCCCGGGCCCCGGCACCGCCAGUGGGGAGCGGCUGGUUCCGACCCCCCCGCCUUCCUCUGCCAGCAUCCCACCUUGGGACCCCAAUUCACAUGAGAUACUUUUAAUGAUAGACUGAUGAUGAAGCGCAGGUUGUCUGUAUAUUUUUGGAUUAUAGCAGCGAGUCCUUUUUUUUAAAGGUGUUUAAUGAGAUGGCGGGGUGGGAUUUAGGGGGUUUUGGGGCGGGGGGACAAACAUCCUCGAUUAUGAACUAAACUCUGGGGCUGUGGCCUCGUGUAUUGUGGAGCUCUAUACUAGAGUAUAACUUUUUGUACCUUUUGUGCAGGAAGGUGAUUUUCUGCGAACAUGUCUUGUACUUGCUUUAUAAACUUUUUAUAAAAGUUACCAUUUUUGCAUAAUAAAAGUCAAUAUAAUUUUGA